Messenger RNA from Manis javanica (Malayan pangolin), 937 nucleotides. It is a transcript of the gene ADI1, whose product is annotated as acireductone dioxygenase 1. Lineage: Eukaryota; Metazoa; Chordata; Mammalia; Pholidota; Manidae. Gene Ontology annotation, molecular function: acireductone dioxygenase [iron(II)-requiring] activity. The record is from RefSeq and is a predicted model, not a curated record.
CGGGCUCCCUGGCCUGCGGGAGGCGCGGGCAGACGGGCGGGCGGCCGGCCGGGCGGAGGCGGGAGGCCGUGCGGGUCGGGGCAACGGGGCGCCGCCAUGGUGCAGGCCUGGUACAUGGACACGUCCGCGGACGACCCGAGGCGGCCGCACCGCGCCGAGCCCAGCCGCGCGGUCGGCCUGGAGCAGCUGCGCCGGCUCGGGGUGCAUUACUGGAAGCUGGAUGCUGACAAAUUUGAGAAUGAUCCAGAACUAGAAAAGAUCCGAAAAGAGAGAAACUACUCCUGGAUGGACAUCAUAACCAUAUGCAAAGAUAAACUACCAAAUUACGAAGAAAAGAUUAAGAUGUUUUAUGAGGAGCAUUUACACCUGGACGAUGAGAUCCGCUACAUCCUGGACGGCAGUGGGUACUUCGAUGUGAGAGAUCAAGAAGACAACUGGAUCCGGAUCUUCAUGGAAAAAGGAGACAUGAUAACUCUCCCUGCAGGGAUUUAUCACCGCUUCACUCUGGAUGAGAAGAACUACGUGAAGGCCAUGCGGCUGUUUGUGGGAGAACCGGUGUGGACGGCGUACAACCGGCCAGCUGACCACCUCGAGGCUCGGGCGCAGUACAUGGGAUUUUUGGCGCAGAUGGCGUAGCGCGGCUCCUGGGCCUCACACCCCUUUGCCCCUUGAGAACGUCCUGAACACAAUGAUGGCAGAAGAGCUUGUGUUCCCGUUGUUAACAAGAAACUGGGACAUUAUUGUUUUACUUAUCAAUUCUGAAACAAAACUAUGCCUAAUUUCUUAUGAUCAUAGAAAAACCCCAAAUCAAUCUGUUUUGCAGAUUGUCUUUUAAGUGUUUUUUAAACCAGAUUUUUACCCCUGAAGGGUAGGUUGUCUGAAGUGUUUUUAAACCAGAUUGAAACUUUUCACAUUAAAGUUCAUCCUCCAUACCCCA